This is a messenger RNA of Sphenostylis stenocarpa, 783 nucleotides long. The record is from the annotation of a GenBank genome assembly. Lineage: Eukaryota; Viridiplantae; Streptophyta; Magnoliopsida; Fabales; Fabaceae.
AUGUCCAGCUCGUCGGAGUACUCUGAAUUUUCCGGCCAGAAACCGGCGAAGUCGCCGGAGAAGUCCAGCUUCUCUCAAACUUGUAGUUUGUUGAGUCAAUAUAUCAAGGAGAAGGGUAGCUUUGGAGAUCUCACCCUUGGUAUGACAUGCAGCACUGAACCAUGUGGGUCACCUGAGACAUCAUGUCAAUCUGCUACAACUAUGAACUUGUUUCCUACCAAGGAAAACAACGUGACACCAAAGAACCUGACAACUAUGGAUUUGCUCUCUCCACAAGCUUCCUAUCAUCCUUCAGAGGAGAUUCCAUCCUUGGUUAAUUCCAGUGCAAUUAAGCCUUUGAGCAAGGGUGCUAAAACUGCCCAGAUGACAAUCUUUUAUGGUGGACAAGUUGUUGUGUUUGAUGAUUUUCCUGCUGACAAAGCAAAUGAGAUCAUGUCCUACGCUAGAGGGAAACCACAAAGCCAGAGCAAUUCUGUUUUCACCUACACACAGAGCCAGCCUUCAUUUCCUCCUAACUUGGUCAGAGCUUCUGCUGAUUCAAGUGCUCCAAUUAUUCCCACUGUGAAUAUUACCAACUCCAUCCAUGAACACUCUCAAGCAUCAGCCAGACCUAUUGUUUGUGAUCUGCCAAUUGCUAGAAAAGCUUCACUCCACCGGUUUCUGGAGAAGAGAAAGGAUAGAAUUGCUUCCAAAGCUCCAUAUCCAGUAACUAAUGGGCCUUCAAACAAGGCAGCAGAGUCCAUGCCAUGGCUUGGGCUGAGUGCUACAUCACCUCAAAUCUGA